AUGGGGUCACAUAUCUUAUUCUCUCCUCCAGCAAAGAACAAAUUGGGGCCCUCAAGGAAAAGCACAUCCAAAUCUAAGUCUGCGAAAUCAGGCAGACGUAUUUCUAAACAUGCCAGUGCCAACGCCUAUUCUGUUCCCCAGAACGACGAUGUCGCUCGGGCUGCCGGUACCAACAGGCGAUGUCAGCGAUGUGAUGGCGAACUCCCCUGCAAACGAUGCAAGGACGACGGCCUUGUUUGCACUGCUGGUGUACGCAAGAAAGUUCAGUACAGGAAAUUGCCCGGACGAUACGCCGAGGUUCUUGAGAGCACUCAAUUUACCCUCGUUGCCACAAUUCAUAAGCUCUACAACAUGGUUCGCAAUUCCCAAGUAUGGGAGCUUGGGGAGCCCGAUCUCAACGACCGAGGACUUCCGGUCAUCCAUGAUAUUGCCCAGAAGCUUGGCUACAUCCGGGAAAUUAGCGACAUCAAUCUCCCCACCUACUUUGUUUUUCCCGAAGACGAGGCCGCCAUGGGUGUGCUGGCUCAACGGCUCGAGGAUCAACAUGAAAAGGACAUGGAUAGCCAAGAGGACGUGAAGGACAUGGAUUUACCAUACAACUGGCAAAAGGAUCUGUCAUCUCCUGACUUGGAUCACUCCAAACUCGAGAACUUCUGGACGACUCCAUUGGGUAACGGCACCACUACAUUCCUGUCCCACCAGAGCUUCGAAUGCAGCAAUGAUUUCGAGUUUAGUCUUAUUGAUCCCGAAAUAAACUACAGCGUCAAUUUCACCUCACUAAUACCCUCAGUGACUAACUUCUCGACGGAGUAUAUACCCAAGUCACAACCAAGUAGGAUGGUUAUGGAAUUUGUG
Molecule: messenger RNA, 855 nt
Organism: Trichoderma virens Gv29-8
Lineage: Eukaryota; Fungi; Ascomycota; Sordariomycetes; Hypocreales; Hypocreaceae
Exons: 3
Source: RefSeq, a predicted model, not a curated record